AUGGAUGGACUCUUUACUCUGCUGAGCCUGAGCAUGGUCAUGGCCAUUGCUUCUUUUUCGGCUGGGCUGUUGCCGCUUUCGUUCUCCCUCACUCCUUCACAAUUACGACUCAUUUCGACUAUCGGCAUGGGGGUUCUGGUAGGCACGUCACUCAUUGUUAUUAUUCCAGAAGGAGUCGACACGUUGUACAGCGCAAGUAAGAUAGGCAAUGUGCAUACUAGAAGAGCCUCAAGCAGUUGGUUUAUUGCGAAAGGUUCCCAAGAUAUCCGGGCUUUAUACGAGCGAGAAGCAAGCGAUACGGCUGCAACGUCGAUGCUUUACCCGGUCCUCCCUGGCCCAUCAGAAAAGCCACCGUCGAAGCCGGUUGAACCAGGGCCAUUGAGUAUUCUUCAGAAGGAUGAAGACAAAAAUACUGCCGGAGACAGUUCAGAAGGGGCCACGGCAAGUAAAGAGCACAACGAUUCUCCACAUGCCUGGAUCGGCGUUGCUCUCAUCGCAGGAUUCAUUCUGAUGUUCGUCAUCGACAAACUUCCUCAAUAUACAAGCUCAUCUAAGCCCGCGCCUCGUCCUUACCAUAUCUCUCUAAAUGAUCUUGGUCGAGGACUUCAACGAACACCGUCGCAGGAACAUGACACUGGAGUUGAUGGAUUCUUGCAAGGCGGCAGUACCCCUCAGGAACACAGCCGGAGCUUCGCGACCACCACAGGCUUAAUCAUUCAUGCAGCAGCGGACGGAAUAGCGCUUGGUGCCUCGUCCUCGUCUGCUGAUGCUGGUCUCAGCUUCAUUAUAUUCUUUGCCAUUAUGGUGCACAAAGCGCCAGCAGCAUUCGGACUGACCUCUAUUUUACUGAAGCAAGGGUUAUCGAAGCGUACAGCGCGGACCCAUCUCCUAUUUUUCAGUCUAGCCGCGCCAACGGGAGCAAUUCUAACCUGGCUAUUUGCCCGUACUGUUGGUGCAGGAAGGAUUGGUAAUGCACGAAACACGACAUGGUGGACUGGAAUGCUUCUACUGUUUUCGGCAGGCACUUUUCUGUAUGUUGCUAUGCACACUAUGCAAGAGAUUGAGAGCUCUCAUGAUAUACAACAGAAUGGACACGUCAAUGGCAUGGUCGAAAACACAGAUACACAAUCUCAGUCACCAAAAGCAUCUCUUCAGGACUUUAUGGCAGCUAUUUUUGGUAUGGUGCUACCAUUGUUUCUACAAGUCGGACAUGCACAUUGA
This is a messenger RNA of Endocarpon pusillum Z07020, 1221 nucleotides long. RefSeq lists its product as uncharacterized. Gene Ontology annotation, biological process: transmembrane transport; zinc ion transport. Gene Ontology annotation, cellular component: membrane. NCBI's taxonomy places the organism in Eukaryota, Fungi, Ascomycota, Eurotiomycetes, Verrucariales, Verrucariaceae. The record is from RefSeq and is a predicted model, not a curated record. Gene Ontology annotation, molecular function: metal ion transmembrane transporter activity. The transcript is spliced from 2 exons. Bases 1 to 1221 code for a protein of 406 amino acids.